Molecule: messenger RNA, 1945 nt
Organism: Cheilinus undulatus (humphead wrasse)
Lineage: Eukaryota; Metazoa; Chordata; Actinopteri; Labriformes; Labridae
Gene: rgs2
Product: regulator of G protein signaling 2
Exons: 5
Coding region: 682-1293 (203 amino acids)
Source: RefSeq, a predicted model, not a curated record
GACUUUAUGUCAUUAAUUUCCUAUACUUUUUGCUGCCACCAAUCCUGUAGAUUUUAUAUUUCAUACACAUGGUGUUUAAGAGUUAAGAAAAUUUUGAUUAUGUUAAUAUACAGAAAUGUUGCCAAUGUCUUUGAGCAAUUUCAUCAGUGUGAAAGGGUUUUUGCCUGCAAUUAGGCCUCCUUUUUUAUUGCUGUGCUAUCAGACUGGUAUCCACAUUCUUUGAUUCUUGUUCAAACUAUCCUAAAUCGAAUUGAAAUUCCCUUUUAGGCUUAUCAUUUCAGAUAGAUUAUCUUGUUGUUAACAUAUUACUGCUGGGUUAAGCAAAUGUAAAAAAAAGGAAAGAAAAACACUGAAGAAAGAAGAGAACAGUUCCAUCAUUCUCUGACAGAACUUUAUUUUAGGAAUAAGAGUCUGCUGUUUACGUCAGAUCUUGACCUUACAAAUGGAAGCCCACAGGAUACAGAGGAGGGGGAGUGUUUAUGCAGUGACAGCCUAUCGUUGCCUCAGGCCUCUGAGAGUCAGACAAGGGCAAGUCACUGUUUACACAACCAGAGCCAAUCACAUUAUAGACCUGUCAUCGCAGGCCCCGCCUCCCGCCUGCUACGCUGCAGGUUGUGGCAGGAGAGAAGCUAUAAAGUUGUCUGACAAGCCAAGAGGGAGACAGAACGAGGAGAUAGGAACAUGAGAGAGAGUCCUGCUGGACUGAUUUCAUCCCAAAACAUGGCAUUCACCGACUGCAUGAAAACGACUGACAUGUGCACCGAGAAGAAGGGGAUCAAGAGGAGGAAUUGGAGAAACAGGAUAGGAUUUCUGCUGAAGACAAACUCAUCCCAGUCGAUACUGCAUAUAAUGAAAAACAGAUCCUACAGGCCGACAGCUGAUGACGUGAGCCAAUGGGCGCAGUCACUUGACACAUUACUCAGUCAUAAAUAUGGGAAGACUGCUUUCUGUAUCUUCCUGAAGUCUGAGUUCUGCGAGGAGAACAUUGAGUUUUGGACGGCGUGUGAAGAUUACAAGACCCAGACGUCGCAGAAAGAGCUGGUGUCCAAGGCACACAGCAUUUACGAGCAGUUCAUCAAAAGUGAAGCUCCGAAAGAGAUAAACCUGGAUUACCACACCAGAAACGCCAUCACCCAGAGCCUCGCUGAGCCCACUGUGACAUGUUUCCUGGCAGCUCAGAGGAAAGUCUACAGCCUGAUGGAGAACAACUCGUACCCCAGGUUUAUCCACUCUGACCUCUACAGAGAACUGUGCGAAGCUGCCAGGGGAGAGGGCAAACUCAUUAAAUCCUAGUCAAACUAGACAGCCGGUCCUGAAGUCAUUUGUUUACCGCUGUGACUCUGUGAAUAGACCACUGAUCAUGCUCAUCCCAGGCACUGCCGCGGGAUAACAGACUCAAAUGCAAAUCCUGAGCAUAAACAUUAUGGGCGUGUGUGGAAAAUGCAAAACCGAGGCCAUUUUUAUUCCAUCCUCCUGGGACAUUUCAACAACAGGAGUUAUGGUGAUUAGGCUUGAUGCUUUCUGCUGCUGCAGGCUGUACACUGCGCAAUGCCAACAGACGGGAUUAAGAAUACAUCUUCUUCACUGGGACAUUACCUGCUCUUUCUUUAAUGUUUGCAAUGAUGCAAUGAUGAUGAAAACCCACUCCAGGAAACCUAUGAUUCAUUAUCUUUUAUACAGUACUGUCUGACUUUAUCUCUGCUAAUAUCCACUCUGCACCAAUAGCUUAGACACUUCCUCUGUGACCCUAAUAUGUUCAUCUGAUGGAUUUGCAUGUUUACAUAUGAAGUGCAAUUUUUAUUUAUAUAAUCAUAUUCAUUAUUUCUACCAAAGAUUGUAUGCAGCUUUCAACAGCUGUGAGAAUGUUAUGUGUUGUAAAUAUUGUGACUUUGAACAUGCAGAAUGUAAAUUAAAGUUUUGGGCAGCUGGACUGCUCAUGGAAUAA